CUCUAGCAGUCACAGAUGUUUCCCUGGCUCACUCUGUGCUGGAUCUGGGACAUACAUCAUUUCCCCCCGAAACUUUUCAAUACUUGGCCACUUUUAAGUUGCAGAUUUCAGGAGCUGCCCCAUAACCACCGAGCAGGCACGGCCAUCAGGCCCAUCGCCCUGAGAGCCGUGACCUCCAUCGCGCGCGCCCUGCCCGGAUUCCCCAUCUUGGCCACGGGAGGGAUCGACUCCGCCGAGAGCGGCCUUCAGUUCCUCCACAGCGGAGCUUCUGUCCUGCAGGUGUGCAGCGCCGUCCAGAACCAGGACUUCACGGUGAUCGAGGACUACUGCACGGGCCUGCGCGCCCUGCUCUACCUGCGGGCCAUCGAGGAGCUGCAGGACUGGGACGGGCAGAGCCCAGCCACCCCGCGCCACCAGAAGGGGAAGCCGGUCCCUCGCAUCGCUGAACUCGUGGGAAAGAAACUGCCAAGCUUUGGGCCUUACCUGGAGCAACGCAAGAAGAUCAUAGCGGAGAGCAAGCUGAAGCCGAAAGGAGAGGACGAAGCUUGUCAGCCCCUCCAGAGACAGCGCUUCGCGCCCACAAAGCCCGUUCCCGCCAUCAAGGAUGUCAUCGGGAGGACCCUGCAGUACCUGGGCACCUUCGGCGACCUGAGCAUCGAGGAGCAGGUGGUGGCCCUGAUCGACGAGGACAUGUGCAUCAACUGCGGCAAGUGCUACAUGACCUGCAACGACUCCGGCUACCAGGCCAUCCAGUUUGACCCCGAGACCCACCUGCCCAGCGUGGGGGACGCCUGCACAGGCUGUACCCUGUGCCUCAGCGUCUGCCCCAUUGUCGACUGCAUCCGCAUGGUUGCCAGGACAACCCCUUACGUGCCAAAGCGAGGCCUGCCCCUGGCCGUGUAGCCCGUGUGCUAAGGUGAUUGCGGGGCCAUCUGUGGCCUCCGAGGCCACCCCGCCUGCUGAUCUCUCUGUGCGGUGGUUCGGUCCAGCCCUUUCAACAGGAAAACAGAUAUAUAAUUUCUAGAUAAGCAUUGCAUCUCUGAAUCAAUUUCUAAAUUAUAUAUUAUAUAUAUAUAUAUUUAAAAAAAAAAAGCCUGCUACCAGGCACCAUUUGAUGAAUGAUACUAACCGAGUAAUUCUCCUCUGAGGACAGUUGCUAAAUCACAGGGUAGCGGUCAAUUGGGUGGUCACCCCACAGCCAUUCAUGGUGCAAAAUAUUUGUGUUUGGUGGCAAUGUUGCGACCGUUUCCAAACUGCCCUGGGCUGUGCUUCGUGACUGCUAAUUGUGGGUGAAAUUAAGGAUUUUAGGACAAAGUAUGAUUUAACACAUAAGUUUCCAAGGAAACAUUUUAUAAUUAAAAAAUUGCACUUAAUUUUAACACUGUAUCUAAGCACACAUAAUUAGCUCCAGAAAGCACAGAUGAAGAAAGUCAAAUAAAUUCUUUACCGUGGCAGGAAAACACCGCGAAAGGCGGUUUGCACAACUGUGCAAAGGCCCCCCUUGCGGGAAUCGCUCCCGUGGGGUCUCAGCCGGAAGGCGGGAGGAUUUUAACAGUUCACGCCACUCCGCUCUUCGCUGCUCAGGCCUGAGACAGUCAGUGAAUCCACGGGACUUUCUUGUUUAAAUACUUAAACUACGUUCCCAGCAAAAUACAGUGUUGGGGUGGCGCUCUGGCGACACCCGCUCCGCCCAGUGUCAUGAUCGCCUUCCUUAGAACACUUAGCGUUGCCUGCACCCAGCUGACAGGGCGGCGGUCCUGGGCUCGGUGUCAGGAGGGAGGAGCGGGGAGGAGCGGGGGUUCUAUUUCUCUGUUCAGGGAGCAGCUGCUCAUCAGUGUUCAUAUUGAAUCUCAGAAGUCAUGGAAUCAAAGAAAGAGAUCUAUUUUUCUGGUAUUGCCAAGCCGUAUUUUUGCAUUUCUCUAUUUUUGCAUCUAUUUUCAUAAUCAGCCAGCAGCAGCGUAGGACGCGUGGAUCUGAGUUGCAGCCUGUUUCAUAGGAUUCGUACGUAGGAAGUCUCUAGGAAGGACACGUGGCGCGUUUCUGUGACAAACGCGAGGUCUCGAAAAAUACGAUGUUGGAUGCUGCGCGUUCUAGGAACGAGCAUGUGGCACAGAUCUAUGUGAUCGCAAACUAUCCAAUAAAAUGUCAUCAAGCCUCUAUA
Messenger RNA from Myotis brandtii (Brandt's bat), 2161 nucleotides. RefSeq names its product dihydropyrimidine dehydrogenase [NADP(+)]. The record is from RefSeq and is a predicted model, not a curated record. Gene Ontology annotation, biological process: uracil catabolic process; thymine catabolic process. The coding region runs from base 16 to 903 and encodes 295 amino acids. The transcript is spliced from 6 exons. Lineage: Eukaryota; Metazoa; Chordata; Mammalia; Chiroptera; Vespertilionidae. Gene Ontology annotation, cellular component: cytoplasm; cytosol. Gene Ontology annotation, molecular function: iron-sulfur cluster binding; dihydropyrimidine dehydrogenase (NADP+) activity; NADP binding.